Molecule: messenger RNA, 1162 nt
Organism: Triticum aestivum (bread wheat)
Lineage: Eukaryota; Viridiplantae; Streptophyta; Magnoliopsida; Poales; Poaceae
Exons: 2
Coding region: 25-951 (308 amino acids)
Source: RefSeq, a predicted model, not a curated record
AGGCGCCUAGUGAUUUUUAUCAAAAUGAUGACAUCUAUUCUGGGUGUGGCCGUGAAUUGGAUGGAGUAUAAUGAGCUUAGGGAAGAAGAUACAGCUUCAGCCCAUUUGCUCCUGAGUUUGUGCGAGGCCAGGAUGUUUGCAUCGGCUUUUCAGUUUGUGGUGAGAUUGUGUGAUGUUCUGAGGACUCCACAUCGUCAGCCUGGUCCUCCCGAGUCGCUACGACAGCAGCACCAGAACCUGAACGCUCGCGAAGUUGUUCUUCAGACUCUCCAACAUAACCUUCAGACUCUCCAACAUAACCUUCACACUCUCGAGACCACACUCACCCAGAAGGACAACGAUCUGAGAGUGCUGAGCACCGAGCUUGAUGGUACGCAGAAGACGCUGGAAGACCAGACCGCUUCGCUCCUCACUAACCGGAGGGACCUUGAUCAGACUCGGCAAGGGCUGAUUGCACGUGAAGCACGACUGGUCGCAUCCGAGACGGCGCUGCAGCAACUCCAUAACCAGCUUGUCAAUCGACGUGAAGAGUUGAUAGACCUGCAAAUCCAAGUCGUGCAUCUCACUAUGCUGCUCGACGAGAUGAAUGGCAUUGUCGUGCCACCAGCUGAAGCUCCGCUGCAGCCUCUGCCACCUGCUCGGGCUGGCCCCGGACCAGGACUCCAAGCCCUGAUUCUCCAGUACGGUACCAUGGCCCCUCAAGUCGUUGGAGGGAUUAACCGCCGCAUUGGUGCAGCUCAAGGCCCAGCUCAAGGCGCUGCUCAAGCCCCAGCUCAAGGCGCUGGCGCUGAUGAUGGUGUCCCUGCUAAAGGAGCGGCUCAAGCUCCAGCUCAAGGCCCUGGCGCUGCUCAAGUCCCAGCUCAAGGCGCUGGCGCUGCUGAUGGUGCCCAAGGCGCUGCUCAAGCCGGUGCUGGUCAAGACGUUCACGGCGCUGCUCCAGAUGUGGAGUGAUUCUCGAAACGACACCAAACCAGCCAGCGUGACUUAUCGACUCCGACCAAGUUCUUCUAUUAUACUCUCUCCGUUCCAAAAUAGAUGAUUGGGUCAUUUAUUUUGAAACAGAGAGUAGUAUUUUACUGCUUGCAGUGAACUUCUUAUAUAAGUCUGCUAGUGGAUUUGGUAACGCUAAGUUGCUCUCUUGUGAGUCUAGUACUCUGAACCA